Sphenostylis stenocarpa is the source of this 993-nucleotide messenger RNA. NCBI's taxonomy places the organism in Eukaryota, Viridiplantae, Streptophyta, Magnoliopsida, Fabales, Fabaceae. The record is from the annotation of a GenBank genome assembly.
AUGACUCUCCCUUCUCACGAUGCUUGGAUUCACACUUCCCACACCCUUCUCCCCACAUGGAAAUCCAUUUCCCUCUCUAAUCAGCAAUCAACAAUCCCAAUUUCGAUAUCAAGAGUCAACCAAGUCGAUGCAGCGCGAUUGGACGUUGAAAUGUCAGCCAUGUUGAAAGAGCAGUUGGUUAAAGUUUUCUCAUUAAUGAAGCCAGGAAUGUUAUUUCAGUAUGAAGCGGAGCUUGAUGCUUUCCUUGAAUUUCUUAUUUGGCGGUUCUCAAUUUGGGUAGAUAAGCCAACCCCAGGCAUUGCUCUCAUGAACCUGAGGUACAGAGAUGAGCGUGCCGUAGAACCAAGAGAUAAAGUUAGAACUGGUCUGGAGGGACCUGGACUCACUGUUGCACAGAAGAUUUGGUAUUGUGUUGCAACUGUUGGUGGCCAGUAUAUAUGGGCUCGCUUGCAAUCCUUCUCUGCGUUUCGUAGAUGGGGUGAUACUGAGCAGAGACCAUUGGCACGACGCCUAUGGAUCUUAAUACAACGAUUAGAAGGAGUUUAUAGAGCUGCUUCAUUUGGAAACCUGUUGAUAUUUCUUUGCACAGGAAGAUACAGAAAUCUUAUUGAAAGAGGCUUACGAGCUAGGCUUGUAUAUGGAAGCCCAAAUAUGAAUCGAGCUGUUAGUUUUGAAUAUAUGAACAGGCAAUUAGUUUGGAAUGAAUUCUCGGAAAUGUUACUGUUGCUUCUUCCUCUUCUUAAUUCAUCAUCUGUGAAAAAUCUACUUCGACCUUUCUCAAAAGAUAAAUCAUCAAGUUCAGCCGAGGAUGGCACAGCGUGUCCCAUCUGCCUGGCUACUCCAACCAUUCCUUUUGUUGCUCUACCUUGUCAGCACAGAUAUUGUUACUACUGUCUUAGGACACGAUGUUCUGCUGCUCCAUCAUUUAGGUGUUCCAGGUGCAGUGAGCCAGUUGUUGCUAUGCAACGGCACGGUGGUGCCCCCACAGAAUGA